This is a messenger RNA of Staurois parvus, 576 nucleotides long. The record is from the annotation of a GenBank genome assembly. NCBI's taxonomy places the organism in Eukaryota, Metazoa, Chordata, Amphibia, Anura, Ranidae.
AUGACUGUUCAGGUACUGAAAGGAUUCAACCUGACGGUGAAAUCUGGUCAGACAGUGGCACUGGUAGGACAAAGUGGGUGUGGUAAAAGUACGACGGUGCAGCUGCUGCAGAGACUGUAUGAUCCGCAAGAUGGAGAGAUUUUGGUUGAUGGCCAUGAUAUACGAUCUCUCAAUAUCAGACAAUACAGAGAAUUAAUCGGUGUGGUCAGCCAAGAGCCUAUACUUUUUGGAACAACAAUUAAAAACAACAUUAAGUAUGGAAGGUUAGAUGUGAAAGAUGAAGAAAUUGAGAGGGCAGCUAAAGAAGCCAAUGCCUAUAACUUCAUUAUGGAGCUUCCUGAUAAAUUUGAAACCUUAGUAGGAGAAAGAGGAGCCCAGCUUAGUGGUGGACAAAAGCAAAGAAUAGCUAUAGCUAGAGCCUUGGUCCGAAAUCCCAAGAUACUCUUACUGGAUGAGGCUACUUCAGCUCUGGAUACUGAGAGUGAAUCAGUUGUACAAGCUGCCUUAGACAAGGUAGUUUUCCAGCGAUGUCACUGUGAUCUUCUACAAAGUCACAUCAAUCAUUCUUUACAGUAG